Molecule: messenger RNA, 4488 nt
Organism: Folsomia candida
Lineage: Eukaryota; Metazoa; Arthropoda; Collembola; Entomobryomorpha; Isotomidae
Exons: 15
Coding region: 728-3841 (1037 amino acids)
Biological process (GO): multicellular organism development; protein phosphorylation; cell surface receptor protein tyrosine kinase signaling pathway
Cellular component (GO): signaling receptor complex
Molecular function (GO): ATP binding; transmembrane receptor protein tyrosine kinase activity
Source: RefSeq, a predicted model, not a curated record
UAUUUAUAUUUGCGAAAAGUCCAAAACAUUUGUUAAAAUGGAAAACAUUUUUUAAUUUUUGAUAACCACAAGUGUUCAUAAACAACCCUACAAAGUUUGGGGGUCGACGUGCUCGAAAUGAAAAAGUCAUAAAUAAAUAAAUAACCGGGCUAUGAUAAUAAUAUCUUUUUAACAUAUUUAUGAUUGUGCAUAUGUAUGUCAGAUCCAAGAACUGUUACUCAAAAUGCAACAAAUUUCUAUUGUAAUUGUAAUCUAUGCAUGUAUGUACUUAUCUACCAUGUGCCAUUCUUUACGAAUCCGCUUUGAGUCAACAUUGUGCAAAUAAAUUUAACUAAUAAUUUGCGUCAGCAAAAUUAAAUCAGUAUGCAUGUCCGGAUCGAACUGACAGAAAUAAGCUUUUUGUCAUGUUGACGAAUUUUUGGAAAAGAUAACAUCAAAAUAAUAACUGAUAGGUUUCUGGUUAAGAAGACCCAACUGAGGCGGACUUCAUUAAAUAUGUUUCAAUCAUACUUAGACAUGUCAGAUGGGGAAAGAUAAAUCCCGCAUUCGCUGAAUUUAGGACCAAAUUCAAUGAAAACUCGUUCUAUAUCUCAAUUAUUUUGGGCAUAACGCACAAAAUAGUAUUAACUAAUGAAGACGAUAAAUAUGAAGAGAUUCAUAGCUGCGUUGACCAUUUACAGCCCACUCGUCAACCAGUGACGUUGUUUUUUGGAGAUUUUUUUUUGCAAUGAACAUCACUUGCUGCCGUUGCGGAUUAAUUAUAGUUGCAAUUUUGUUUGUAGGCAAUAAUAUAAUUAGUGGAGUAAUAUUUAAUAGGUGCGAGUUUGGGUAUCGACUUAGGGACAAGGGCAUAGAGCCCAACCGGUGGGACAAUGAAAUGACCAAAUGGCUCUGCAUCGCACGCCAUUCUACUGGAUUUGACACAUCGUACGAAAAUCAAGGUGGCGUCACCAUGAAAACGUAUGGAAUUUUAAAGAUCGCAAACAAUUGGUGCCAAGAUGAACUUGACACAAACAAUCUAUGCAAUAUAGUCUGUUCAGAUUUGCAAACUGAAGAUGUCACAGAGACGGCAAAAUGCGCCAGUCACAUUUUUCUAGUUAGCGGAGACUCAUUUAUACCAUGGUACCCAGCAUUUCAGGAAGAUUGCAUGAACAACGAUACCACGUUCUACACGAGCGAUUGUGCAGAAGACCUAACCAUAAGAUCAUCCCAGACAGAAUUUUAUCUGACAGAGGGAGACACAAAUGUCAAAAUUAAUUGUUCCGUGGUUAGCUAUCCUUCGCCAAGGCUUCGAUGGGAAUGGGAACCAACUGGUGAUGACGAGCUUAUAAGUAGUACAACUCAUCCCCCUGAGGAUAUUAUGGAUAUCGAAUUUGUGGCCACUUUAAGCUUUAGCGAAGUCAAAUUAAGUCAUAGUGGAACGUACACUUGUCAUGCUGAGAAGGAUGAUUCGAUGGGUAGGGCGGUCGACGCUUAUCCGUUUCAAGUGAUAGUCAAUCAGGUUACAUCACCAACCACAGAUGGCAGUGGUACUGACAGUACUUCAGAUCCAACCGAAUCAACCUUUGAACCUACAACUGAUACUCUGACUUCAAGUCUAUCAACGACAACAGAUAGCUCUGAUUCUUCAACUUCAACUCUACCAACGACGAAGGAAAACACUGAUUCUCCGACUACGGAGAGUCUACCAACAACGGAAAGCUCGGAAACAACCGAAGAAUCUUUGAGCACGAUAUUAAGUACUUCAAUUGAUCCUACGAGUUCAACAAUUCCUAGUAGUAGUUUCACAGAAACUACCCUUGAUCUGGGUUCAAGCUCAACGGCUGCAUCUACGGUUAUGCCUACUUCAACAACGUCGGAUAUGACGGCGCGAACGUCUGUGAAUCCUGCGGACCCAACUACACCGUCUGACAUGGAGAGAAUUUACUUGGCUUGUGAGAUAGCACAGCAACUUACGUAUUUGCACAAAGACAAUAUACAUUGGGGAGAACAUAUUGAAGACUGGUUAUGCUUAUCUGAUGUAACUACCCGGUUUAAUGGGUCGUAUUUAGCAGCAGACCCAGAUCACACUGGGCGCUUUUAUUAUGGAAUUUUUAAGAUUAGUAAUGAAUGGUGCCAGGAUGAUCAUAACACCGCUAACCCGUGCAAUAUUAGCUGCAAUGAUCUCUUUCACAAUGAUUUCGACGUGGAGAAAAGUGCAAGCUGUUCGAAAUAUAUUUUUGCUCAAAAAACUUUCACAGAGUGGCCAGAAUUUGCCCAACUAUGCGAAAAUGUUGACAAGCAUUAUUUGGUAAACUGCAGUGUACCACCGUUCUUUACCUCUGACACCGAGGAUGAGACUAAUAAGGUUUUCAAGGAAUUCGACGAGAACAAAAAUAUUACAUGUUCUGCGGUGGGAUAUCCUCCACCAGAAUUGUCUUGGGACUUUGCCACACUUAAUCACAUCCUUAACUCUGGGAGAAGAUUGCGAGAAUCCAAGACUGUGCAAAAAAUUUCUGACGGCAAUUGGACUGUGCAGUCGACAAUAAUUUUUAAUGAAGUACGCACAAAGGAUGAUGCUGAAUACAUUUGCGUGGCUGAAAACUCUGCCAGUUCAAAGACCCUGAGAUACAUCGUCACUGUUGUCCCUUCGGAACAGGGUUGGAAGGAAACAUUGAUUAUAGGGGGGAGUCUCACACUUGGAUUGUUGGGACUUUUAGCGAUUCCUGCAAUGUAUUUGAUUUACAAAAUGCGAGCAAAGAGGAAACGCAUACUUCACGAGUUAUAUCAGCAAUUCAAGUAUGGACAAGAAUCAAUACAACCAGUUCAAAGUACCGAUUUGCUCAUGAACUUCAAUCCUGAUGCUGUAUCGUAUUUGUCUCGUUCGGAAUAUGCUAUUUAUCAAGGCGCAAUAAAUCUUCCAUUUCCAAAAGCAUUGGAAAUUUUACCAUAUCGCUUGGAAAUCAUGGAAUACACCGUUCUAGGAAGAGGAGCAUUUGGCAUUGUGUUCUUAGGGAGACUGGACAAUAGAGUAACCAUUGCUGUAAAAACUGUUCCUAAAGAUGCGGAUGAAUCUAAAUUGGCUGCCUUGUUGUCAGAAGUGAAAAUAAUGAAUUUUGUUGGGCGACAUCCUAACAUUGUCCAACUGCUGGGGGUACAGUUCAUAGACUUGAAGAAGGGUAUCGUAUACGUUGCCGUGGAAUUUUGUACCUAUGGAUCGUUAGAGGGAGUACUUCACGAAAAACGUCGUCGAUUGGCAAUGGCCGAAUCAUACCUUGGAAAAAUAUAUAAUAUUCCCGGUUACAUUGGUUUAAGACCUGCUGAGAAACCUUUUGAAUUGUAUCAAUUACUAAAGUUUUCUCAUCAAGUUUGUUGUGCCAUGGAAUUUCUUGCAUCUAAAAGGAUAAUUCACGGUGAUCUUGCUGCAAGGAAUGUACUCGUGGACUCCAAUUUCAAUGCUAAAAUUUCCGAUUUUGGUCUUUCCAGGCAACUGUAUGACACCUGCAAAACAUACGUUGUUGAAACAAAGGAAUCUGCGAUGCCUUGGAGAUGGUGUGCCAUAGAAAUUUUAAAAUAUAAAAAAUUCUCAACUGAGUCUGACAUUUGGGCGUACGGGGUUUUUAUGUGGGAGGUUUUUAGUUUGGCAGAAGUUCCGUACACGGAAGGAAUAAGUUGGGGACCUGAUUUCGUGAAAUACUUGGAACGAGGGUUUCGGCUUGGAAUUCCACCUUAUGCCAAUCAAGAGAUAUACCAACUGAUGAAGAAGUGCUGGGAGGCACAACCGUCAAAGAGGAUAGGCUUUCAACAGCUUUCAGUUCAAGUUUUGACUUUGUUAGAGACCGAGUAUAAAAAACAAAGUUAAAGUAUCAGCUAUGUGCAUAUGUAAUGUACUUUUAAAUAUCAUACAUGGGAUUAGCCUGAACUUUUAAUUCAAAGUCGCGACCAGUUUCUUUAUAUUUUCAUGGAGAAAUUUGCCCAAAAGAUUUUUUCCCAGUGUUUAUCAAUGACAUAAUAAAAAAUAAUAGAGCAGAUAUGUAAAUACCUGUGUAUGCAUAGACUGUACAAUCUAUAUUUAUGUAUCAACAACUUCAUUACCUCCCCGACUCUGUCACCUGUGUACCAAAGGAAUUUUUCCAAUUAUGAGCAGAAGCAGUAAAAAUUCAUUAUCUUGAUGAUUAUGCAUAUCUCGAGAACGCACAUAAAAUUUUCUACGAGAUAGACCCCACGAAAAUUAUCAAAAUUUUUAAAUCAAAUACCACCUUUCAAUCGUAAUGAUGGCAGCCUUGUGCGACUCCUAUUAAAAGUGGACAUAUUUUAACGUUGAGAGAUUUAUGUAAUUAUAGAUUCCCAAACCUUCCCAAAAUUUCUUAUGCAAUAAUUAUUCUUCGAACAUUUUAUUGACUCACUUUUAUCCCUUUAAACGUACAGGUUUCUUUGAAGUAAAUCAAGUAGAUAAACAAAGAAAUAGUAUAUACAUAGUUAAAUAAGUACAUAUGUACGUACAAAUGU